AUGAACACCCCAGUGAUACCACGGAAACCGCUUCCAGAACCGGCACAGGCAUACUUCAAUGAUUCGAAUGAUUCGGCUGCUACAUUUGGGUCGCAAUGGGCAGCACCUUCACCUCCUGGUCAACAAAUGAAAGAUGUCAACACGGUCACUACUCUCCCACGUGAAAUUCCUUCACCUGACGACAAGCCCGUUUACUCAGGAAGGCGGCAUGGACUUGGAUGUGGUAUCUUUGCUGGUAUGAAAACAAGUACUUUUGGAUCGACACUCUCUCGUCACUUCAACAACUUUCUGCCACCACACCAAAGAUACUUCAACAACUACAUUAACCGCCGUACGCUACUCAUCAUGAUCGGCAUCACAUUUGUUUCCGUUCUUGCUCUCAUCAUCGGUCUUGCAGCAGGCUUGUCCAUCGGCUCCAACAACAAUGCUCUUCCCCCGCCCAAGGGAGCCCAGACCACUGGCGAAAUGACCUUCUACAACCCUGCGCUUGGUGCUUGUGGUACCAAUCAUGGUGACGGAGAUGCUGUCAUGGCCAUCUCACACGUCAUCUGGGACGAGAAUCAGGUCGGCCCUAACCCAAACACCAAUCCGCUAUGUGGCAAGAAGAUCCGAGCUCAUCGCGUCGACGAGAGGACCGGCAAGGACGCCAGCAUUAUGGUCACCAUUGUCGACAGGUGCGUUGGAUGCGAUCGUAACAACAUCGACGUCAGCCCCGCCAUGUUCGACAAGUUGGCUGAUAAAGCCAAGGGUAGGGUCAAUGUGGAGUGGUCCUGGGCUGGAUGCCGUACUGCGCGUAUAUCUAUGCCUACGAAGCUGCAGAGAGAACGUUCUUUCAAGUCUUCUGCAGGUGGGCGACGCUACGCCAUAAGCAAUCCCAUCCCAGUCAAUGAAUCCACCACACCUAUCUCCGCUGAGUUUCCAGCUCCGGCCUCAAAGUUCGAAAAGGAGCUACCAAGUACUCCUGAGACAUUAUGUCCCAACAUAUCGCCUCUCAAUUUCUCUGAAGAUAAAACAUUCGAUCAAGACAAGCAUAUCGGUAGUGGCCUACCACAGCACAGUAGCGCUGAAAAAGUCGAGGAUAAAACAGACAAAAAGCGCAGUGAAUACGUCAGCUCUGCAUAUUCUGAGUUAGUCUUUGGCCACAAGGAUCUAUGCAAAGACUCCUUCAGCGCUUUCAAACAAGGUCCCUACAGCACUUUACCACGUACACCCGCAAGUGAGACAAAAGAAAACUCUGCUGGAUUAGGGGUUAUCGAAGUACCGCUCAAACCUUCGGCGCUAGAAGGAUAUAGAGAAAUGACUGGGAAGUCUUACAAGCAAAAGGUCUCUGAUUCCAAACGAGACUCCACAUGGUAUUGUACGCUAUGCUGGUUGACUAUUCUAACCCUAGUUGUUGGUAUCCUGGCAGCGUUGAGUCAUGCAAAGUCCGCUAGCCUAGAGAAAGAGGUCAAGGGGAUGAGGGCAAGCAAAACGCUUAGUUUAUCGUCAGCGUUGCCAUCAUUGGAGUCGUCAACCCUGAGGAGAGCCACAAGUAUCGAGCCGCAAUUGGAGAGCAACUCAGCAAGCGUCAUACUUUUGACAUCUUUUCUCGAGACUAGCGAAACUCCUAUCCCAAGCCCUACUCCUACAUCCACACUUAAGCCUAGUUCAGUACGGCCAUCACGUUCGAGUACCAGCAGUUCUCUACAAACCUCCUCCUUCUUGCAAACUGUGGAUAUAGAUGGUAACCUUGUCCGACGGAGUGGCUACCUAGUUCGACAUGAGUAUGCUCCCCCUGGUGAUAUUCUGACUCUACACUCGGAUUUGGAUCGAAGGAAAGACUCAGGGGACCGCGAAGAUACUACGACUACUACAACCACAACCUUAACAACUACGAUUACGAGUACCCUUCGGACAUCUGAGCCAGUGGUAUCAAGCGCUAGGAGCAACUUUGCUUCCUCACAGCUGCUAGAACCCAAACCUACGAAAGCUGGUUCAGAGUGUAUGACAAAUACAGUUAUUUAUACUGCUAGUUUGUCGACUUCUGUACUUUCCUAUGAGAUGAACUUUCCAAGUACGAUAACGUCAUCUGCCACCGUGGACUCGACCCUCAGUCCAGACACGACGCCUUCGCCUACUACAUCUCCAGCUGUCGAAACCCUACGGGAAGAUACUGCUGUUGUCUCGGCUUCCUCCAGUGCGAUAGCGAGGCGGCUAGUAGCACCACUUGCAUGGAAGAACCUACACAACCUCCGACGCUUCUUCCCCUUGGUCGGCGAAUACAAAAUCGAAACACAGCAGACUCGACAUCUAGCUCCUUCUAUCACAGUGCGUCCGAUUACAACCACAACACAUCCCGCUCAAAUUAACAAUGCUGGUACUACGGCACAGCUUAUCGGUAUAGCGAGCAGCAAUGCCGCCGCUCGUCGACAAGCUUAUCACUGGAUAGCAACGGGUGGAUCAACUUCUGCAUUGCCCUCGAAAACUCAUGAGCGUCGUCAAUCGCCUUCCCGAUCACGUUUCCUACUAGAUGCGGGUACGGGCACAAUGAGUGGGAGACCCUUGGUGAGACUUCCUAGCAGUGUACCACCAACAUCUAGUAAAAAGCCCACUGUAUGUACAGCUGUCAAAUCUAAAACAUCCAGCAGCGGGACUGUCUCCUCAAUCCCAACCAUCUCGCUGCAACAAAACGCCCUGGCAAAUACAAAUCCUGGUUCUGCUAUCCCCCCAACCGUACCAGUUUCUACGUCCGUUAGAACCUUCCCCAUAAGUUCCACCAGUAUGUUGUACUCAGUCUCCGUCUCACCUAGCCCACUGAAACCUGGAGUCCCGCCAACCUCAGCAACUGCAGCACCCGGUUCUGAAAUCGGAGUUCUGCCUGAACACCCCUCUCGGACCCCACCGUCAGAAUGGACAAUUUCCAUGCUUACCUACAGUACUCAAGCCGCCAGGUACACCAACCUGCGUACUAUGCCCAGCAAUGCGGCCGGAACACCACCAGUCUAUACAGGCCCGCACCUGGCCAAAGACUGGCCAAAUCUCUUCCCCUUCCCCAUUCCUACCGGCUACGUAGCUCCCAACAUUGUCCCUGCGGACCCCCAAGCUGGACAGUUGACUUACUUCAACCCUGGUCUAGGAGCAUGCGGAUCCCCCAGAAUGACGUCAAAUGAGCUCGCUGUCGCGAUAAGCUGGGAGCUGUUUGACAUGGGACGAGAGAUUGGAGGGUCAUCUUUGGAAGAGGGAUGGAAGUCAGAUGGGAUGAACCCGGAUGGGAAACUCGGGGAUUCUAUUGAUCGGAGCUCAAGUGCGCUGUGUAACCAAGGAAUCAGAGCAUGGAUAGGCGACGAGAGCGGAGAAAGGCUUGUGGAACAGGAAUUUGUGGUGAGAGAUCGUUGCGAAGGGUGUAACGUGUCGGAUCUGGAUAUUCAGCCGGAUGUAUAUUCUAAGCACUGGGAUGGGAUGGGCAAGGAAAGAAUUCAGGUUACGUGGGAGUGGAUGCAAGAAGCGCCUACUGGCGUGCCAGGCUAG
This is a messenger RNA of Alternaria burnsii, 3507 nucleotides long. RefSeq lists its product as uncharacterized. The transcript is spliced from 5 exons. The record is from RefSeq and is a predicted model, not a curated record. NCBI's taxonomy places the organism in Eukaryota, Fungi, Ascomycota, Dothideomycetes, Pleosporales, Pleosporaceae. Bases 1 to 3507 code for a protein of 1168 amino acids.